This is a messenger RNA of Durusdinium trenchii, 514 nucleotides long. The record is from the annotation of a GenBank genome assembly. NCBI's taxonomy places the organism in Eukaryota, Dinophyceae, Suessiales, Symbiodiniaceae.
AGCCUUUUUUGCUCAUCCGGCCACCUAAGAUGCUUACCCACGGAAUGGCACGCCUCGCGGUUUGGGUCGGGGCGCUAGCAGUGACGGCUGCCGAUGGAGUUUCCUGUGGUGUGGUGCCCUGCGUGCAGCUGCCGCAUUCGGUGCAGAUGCCAAUGAUUGCUUUGGGCUCUUGGCGCGGGAGCUACAAGGACUGCGCGCAAGACAACUACACCUGCGCACAGGCGCAUGCGCGCGGCGCGGUGCAGACGUGGCUGCAAGAGCUGAACGGCACGCACGUGGACACUGCGAAUGACUACCGGACCCAAGUGCAGGUAGGUGAGGCCUUAAAGGCCUCCGGGAAAUCUAGGCAGGAGGUCUUCAUUACAACCAAGUGUCCUGGGGCAAUUGGCUUCAAUGCCACUUUGCAAUGCAUCGAGGACAACCUACAAAUGUUGGGCUUUUACGGCGAGUCGAAGCCCUACAUCGACUUGGUGUUGGUUCACUUCCCCUUUGCCAUUAAGCCAGAGUGCAUAGG